GCCAACAGUGCAAGAGGAUGGUGGCGAUGUUAUUUAUAAAGGCUUCGAGGAUGGGAUCGUGCAGCUGAAGUUGCAGGGUUCGUGCACCAGCUGUCCCAGUUCCAUCAUCACCCUGAAGAACGGGAUCCAGAAUAUGCUCCAGUUCUACAUCCCUGAAGUCGAAGGUGUGGAACAGGUUGUUGACGAUGAUGACGACGUGGAGAAAGAAGCAAAUUCUACUUGA
Molecule: messenger RNA, 223 nt
Organism: Apaloderma vittatum (bar-tailed trogon)
Lineage: Eukaryota; Metazoa; Chordata; Aves; Trogoniformes; Trogonidae
Product: NFU1 iron-sulfur cluster scaffold homolog, mitochondrial-like
Exons: 2
Biological process (GO): iron-sulfur cluster assembly
Cellular component (GO): mitochondrion
Molecular function (GO): iron-sulfur cluster binding; iron ion binding
Source: RefSeq, a predicted model, not a curated record